AUGGCGGCGGUGAGGGUUGAAGAGGAUAGGGACACUGCGGCUCCGACUGAGACCGGAGGAGUGUCCGAGGCUCAGGCCGGGAGAUCGGGAGAGGCCUAUCCGGAGUUUAAUAGGAAAUGCAUCUUUUGUAGAAUCGGGAACAGAGAGGAGUCGGUGGAUCUGCUGCAUUGGGAUGACCAGUUUGCUUGCUUUAGGGACAUUCGACCUGGUGCGCCCCAUCAUUAUCUCGUUGUACCAAGAAAACACAUUGCAAAUUGCAAAUCUCUGAAGAAGGAGCAUAUAUCAGUAGUUCAAAAGAUGGUGAACAUCGGAAAAAAUGCACUUCAACAAAAUGGUAUUGAUGAUCUGGCAGAUGUAAGGCUGGGCUUUCACUUGCCCCCAUUCUGUACAAUAACUCAUUUGCACUUGCAUGUACUGGCUCCAGCCAGUCAGAUGGGAUUUAUAUCAAGAAUGGUUUACCGAGUUAAUUCCUACUGGUUUAUUACAGUUGAUCAGUUGAUUGAAAAUCUAAAAUCUCUUCCGGAUGAGUGAAUGAUGGUAGCUGCUACAUUCAUACAGUUAAGUACUACUGCAGAUACUUCCAGAAAACAUCAAGACUGAAGUUACUGUUUGAAUUAGAUUUAAUCAACAAGAACUAAUUUGUUCCCAUCAGAAUUGAACAAGAAAUCCAUUUCGUGGGUUUCUGAUUUUUUCAAAUUCAUAACUUUUCAUUUGGGAAGUAAAGAUCUACACCUGUUCUAUAAACUGUUUAACAAAGACUAUGAAAUUUACAUGCGUGUAAGUCAAAGAUAAUGGUUUGUUAAACUUGCCAGAAUGCAGUUAUUGGCACACAAUUGGUAAGGUUCGCUGGAUCUAAAAUUGGAAAGACUGAAGAACUUUAAUUACAUAAUGUUCUUAUGUAUGUUUUGUCUGAAAUACCAUUAGAAAUAUUUAAUUACAUCAACAUUAAAGUAAGACAUCUUACUAUGUGUGUAAAUAUGCUCCAUGUGCAAUAAAAUAUCUUGUAUCUGGAAGGUUGUUUGUAAUUACUCAUGCUUUAGUAUAGAUUAGGAUUUUUGGAUAUUAUAACAAAUUGAUGUUCUCAAUUAAUGGAACGAAUAUGAGGACACUAAAUCAUUUUUGAAUGUAAUUCAGAAAAUGUAUAAUGUGUUCUUACAGAUGGAUCAUAAAAAUGAGUCACUCUUGUAUUGAAUUGCUUGUUCUAACAUAACGGCUGUUAUAGAUUCCAUUAACUUGAAUAUUAAUCAAAAUAGAAUCAUUAUACAAUUGAUAUCCAAGAGAAUAAUCCAAGCCAUUGCUUAUAAGUGCAUAACAGUUUGAAUUAAAUGUGUUCUUUGUGCCAUGCCCACCUGAUGCUCUUAUAUUGCAGCACUCACUGACUUACCGUACUGCAUUUUCUGAAGUGUGUUAACAGUGAAAUCUGAUUUACAGCUCAGAACUAUGAGAUGUUGGCACCUCCUAAAAUGCUGGAAAUUCCAUUUUGUGUUUUAUCUUUAAUGUCUUAAACACUGGCAACCAACAAUUCUUUAAGAAUUAGUGUGUUGCAUUGGGUGUCUGUGGAUAGUGAAACAUGGGAGGCCAGCCUGGGUAACAUUUGCAUUUUUUGGGCAGUGUAACAUAAAAGCAGUGUGCAAAUAAAACAUUGAGCUGCAACCUGAAAACCAAAA
Molecule: messenger RNA, 1667 nt
Organism: Stegostoma tigrinum
Lineage: Eukaryota; Metazoa; Chordata; Chondrichthyes; Orectolobiformes; Stegostomatidae
Gene: hint3
Product: histidine triad nucleotide binding protein 3
Exons: 5
Coding region: 1-531 (176 amino acids)
Molecular function (GO): catalytic activity
Source: RefSeq, a predicted model, not a curated record